UGCCUCAGCAACCGGUGGGGCUGCUGGUGGGAGCAGCUCUGUCUGCCCGCACCUGUGUGCGUUGGGGGCCGCAGGGACCCAACUGCUGCUUGCCAGUGCGGAGAGCACACAGAGGGAGGAUCAGACACCCGGGCCUCGGGCUGGGGGCUUUCCUGCCAGGAGAAACUUGGCCACUGAGACAGGGUCUGCCUCUGGUCUCUAAGAUGUCUGGCAAACUUCUCCUGAUAUACCUGGCCAUCUACCCGGCCCUCCAAAUCAGCACUGACAGUGCGGAGGAAUACGACUAUGAUUACCUUGGUGUCAACAAGACCUGGGUCUUGACUCCCAGGGCGCAAGAGACUGAUGCCACCCAGAUCUUGAAUACUCUUCUGAGGGACUAUGACAGCAAGCUGAGGCCUGACAUUGGAAUCAAACCUACCAACAUCGAUGUUGAUAUCUACGUGAACAGCAUUGGGCCCGUUUCUGUCAUCCAGAUGGAAUAUACCAUUGACAUCUUCUUUGCCCAGAGCUGGUAUGACCGCCGCCUCCGCUUCAACAGCACCCUGAAAGCCCUAACUCUAAACAGCAACAUGGUAAGCCGCAUCUGGAUCCCUGACACUUUUUUCCGGAACUCUAAGAGGGCUGACUCACACUGGAUCACCACCCCCAACCAGCUGUUACGCAUCUGGAAUGACGGGAAGGUCCUCUACACCCUUAGGCUGACCAUAGAGGCUGAAUGUCUCCUCCAGCUCCAGAACUUCCCAAUGGACACUCACUCCUGCCCUCUCAUCUUCUCUAGCUAUGGUUAUCCAGCCGAAGAGAUUGUUUACCGUUGGAGGCGCUACUCCAUUGAAGUAUCUGACCAGCGCUCCUGGAGGCUCUACCAGUUUGACUUUACAGGACUGCGGAACACAUCCGAAGUCCUUCGGACUGGCGCUGGAGAUUACAUGGUCAUGACUGUUUCUUUUGACCUAAGCCGGCGGAUGGGCUACUUUGCCAUUCAGACCUAUAUCCCUUGCAUAUUGACUGUGGUGCUCUCCUGGGUUUCCUUUUGGAUCAAGAGAGACUCCACCCCAGCUAGGACAUCCUUGGGGAUCACCACUGUGCUUACCAUGACCACCCUAAGCACCAUUUCCCGAAAACACCUCCCCCGUGUCUCCUACGUCACCGCAAUGGACCUCUUUGUCUCUGUGUGCUUCAUCUUUGUCUUUGCCGCCUUGAUAGAGUAUGCCACACUCAACUACUUGGUGGGCAACAGGAGGCUGCUGGCAGGUAGCAGCACCCGAAGAUCCCGGCAGCGUCCUGUCAGCACCAUGGCCAGUGCUGGUGCCAUUGCCAGUGCCAGGGCCAGCCCCAGGGCCAGCCCCAUUGCCACCACCAGUCUUGGUGCCACUCUUGGUACCAGUCUCAGUGCCAGCCCUGGCCCCAGUCUUUGUGUCAGUGCUGGUGCCAGUCUUGGGGCCAGUGCCACUUUUGGUGCUGGUCCUGGCACCGCUUUCGGUGCUGGUCCUGGCGCCGCUUUCGGUGCUGGUCCUGGCGCCGCUUUUGGUGCUGGUCCUGGAGCCUCCUUUGGUGCUGGUCCUGGAGCCGCUUUUGGUGCUGGUCCUGGUGCUGCUUUCGGUGCUGGUCCUGGAGCCUCCUUUGGUGCUGGUCCUGGAGCCGCCUUUGGUGCUGGCACUGGUGCUAGUGUCAGUGGCAUGCCCGCCUUCACUGCCAUCACCAUCACUAGCAGCAUGCCCUGGGUCCCCGAUAGAGUGGAGGAAGAAGACGAUGAUGAUGACGAUGAAGAGGAAGAGCAGGAGGAGACCACUUGCUGCCCGGGGAAGGAGUGCCAGCAGUUCUUCUGCUGCAUUGAAGAUUGCCAGAGAGGCACCUGGAGAGAAGGCCGUGUCCGCAUCCACAUCUCCCGCCUGGAUACCUACUCUCGCGUCUUCUUUCCCACUGCGUUCCUGCUGUUCAACAUUGUGUAUUGGAUCGCCUAUCUGUACCUCUGAAUGCCCUGUUUCCGUUGGGAGAGGCCACCGAUGAGGAUCUGGAGGGGCCCCCCGAUCAUGGCUAAGGGGAAAAAGAAGCAGCUGGAAAUGUUGUCGGGUAACUUUUUUGCUGUUCCCCUUCCCAGAUCUUGCUUUUGCUUGAUCUUAACUGCCUCCUUGUCCCCUGGGGUGACCCAGACACCUGCAAAGAAGGCUCCUUGCCCCCCGUGUGCCCUCUUCCCUCUAGCUUGUUGUAUCUUGAUCUUGGUUGAUAGAACCUUGGACAAGUCCCAAGCAUCUCAUCUGAUUUGGAAUGAGGACCUGGAUUUGAAUUUUAGCUCUCCCAUUCAGUACCUCUGUGACCUUGGGCAAGUUAUUUCACCUCUCUGCCUCAGUUUCCUCUUCUGUUAAAUUAGGGAAUGGGAUUAGAUAACCUUUGAUCUUUGAAUCUGUCAAAUGAGUGCCUUGGUCUAGGCCACUGGACCGUAGAUUUGGAGAUAGAAGAAACCUCAGAGGCCAUCCAGUCCAAUUCCCUCAUCCUACAGAGGAGAAAAUGAAGGGCCAAAGAGGAGAAUGGGCUGCCCAAAGGUACGCAAGUAGCAAGCUGCAGAGACUCGGACCUUGGUGCUCCAACUUCAAAUUCAUCACUGUCCCUGCUGCCCCCGCCCAACAUCCUUGAGAGAGCCUCAGAGUCCCUUCCUGCUCAGACAGUCUGGAGGUUGUAGGUGACCAGAAGCAGAAAGAAGCCCAGAGAAGGGCCUCCAGAGAAUUCAGAAGCGAGGAAGCCAGGAGAAGCUGCAUUCACAGCUGCUUUGAGGUGAUCACAUUGUUUACUUCUAUGGCCAAAAGGCAAGAAGGUAUGGGGUCAUUGACACGUUACUGAGGCAAGCCAUGGGGCACUUUGCUCUUAGCACUGCCUGGGUCCCACUGAAAGUUAAGCUGAAGGGUUCCACACUCACCUAUGACUUUCCAAAAUAACCAUUUGUUCCCUGAGUUAUGUUUAUAAAACAAACCAUAUACUGUAGUCUUGAGGAUUUGAGGUUCUCAGAGCCCAGUUACCCACAAUUCUCCCCAGAAUUAGAGAGUAGGGCCCUCCUAUCCUGCCAAAAUUGGUUCUGCUAGGUCCACAGCAGCUGGCUCAGCCAUUAAGGCACAUACCUCCCCCAAAAGGACCUUCAUUCCCGGCUCAGUCUGAAAGGUCCAAGUAGGCCUAACCCUAUAGCCUAUUAAGUAGCUGGUUUUCCUGGUCCCAUACAGAGGGCCAUCUGACCAAGUUGAGGGGAGGCUACCUGCCACACGGCUAAGAGUAAAAUUAGAGACCUCAGACAUCAUCUUGCCCAACUCCAAAAUUUUCCAGAUAAGGGAACUAAAGCUCAGAGAGGUCCUGUGAUUUGCCCAAUGCCACGCAGCUGGUUAGUGGCAGAUCUGAGUUGGUUCAUGUACUGUCAAUGCUGUGGCUAUUCCUGCUACCAAUCCUCCCCUCCCCUGUCCUGCCUACCAUCCCAAGUUCCUGAGGCAGGAAGGCCUCUGCAAAUGUGAGCCUCCCCAGAAUCCCUUGCAGAGGAAUAGGGUCAAUAUCUGGCCCUUAUUGGACAGCUCCCAUACCCUGUAUUCUCAGUAUUCUCUCUGCCCCACCCACUAGCCCAGGUCAGCAGCUAAUAGUUUGGUCGCUAUAAGCUAUGACUGAAAUUUCCUCAAUUUUUCCUUCUCAUUCAACUUCUGGGUAGCUUCUUAUCCCCUCCCUCUCCAGGGACGGGGGUACAAAAGCUUUCUCAGGUCCUGGAUAUGAUAUAGCUGUAUAGUUUCAGGUCACUUGGACCAUUUUGGUUGCAUCCCUUAAACAGCCCACUUUGUAGUGCCAAUCCUUGGCCCAUAGCCAAGCACAGCACAUAAUCUGGCCUCCAGCACCACAUACCACUCAGCUUUCUCUUCAGGGGCAGAAUAACAUGGACACCUCAGAUCCUUUCCAUCCAUGGAGGUCAUCCUAUUUUCCUAGAUGCCUCCACCCAUAUGAUCUCCUUUGAGCUUCUCUCUCUCUCUGAGAGAGGCAGGGUAAGGGUCAUUCUCCCAUUUGCUAGACAAAGAGACUGAGGCCAGAUAAAAGGAAGCCACAUAGUUGAGCCAAUGGCUCCUGAAGCCAAUAGCAUUGUGGGGCAUGCAAGCAUCUGCCAUCAUUUGCAAUGCCUUAGGAUGGUGUGGAUACCACGGGGGCCUGCUGUCACCUUCUGAGAUAGGCAACAGGGCCAGGCAUCUGGAGAGUUCAUGAGUCCAGUCAGCAGCUACUUCAGCCCCUGGACUGGGGCAGCUGCCCCAAACCACCAAUGUGUCUACUCUGGCACAACGAGAUUCCCACUGCAGCAUUAGCCAGGACACAGCCCAAGUCCAACCCUUGCAUAAUGCCUCUGCCAAGUCAGGGACACUGUGAUUGACAAGCAGGACCUCAUCAAGUUUUACGAGGGUCCAAAUUAAAGCUAUGUGUCCAGCCUCCUCUGGCUCUGGGUCCCCCCAGCAGUGACCUUGGAUGUUCCCUAUUGCUUAUAAGCUGUAAAAGAAACGUAUUGGUGUAUUUAUGUUGUUGUAAUGGGGUAGGGGGUGGGGGGUGGGCAAAGAGACCAGUCUGCUUUCUUGCAACUAAAUGUCAGGGC
This is a messenger RNA of Phascolarctos cinereus (koala), 4597 nucleotides long. Lineage: Eukaryota; Metazoa; Chordata; Mammalia; Diprotodontia; Phascolarctidae. The record is from RefSeq and is a predicted model, not a curated record.